Paramecium octaurelia is the source of this 1677-nucleotide messenger RNA. NCBI's taxonomy places the organism in Eukaryota, Ciliophora, Oligohymenophorea, Peniculida, Parameciidae. The record is from the annotation of a GenBank genome assembly.
AUGAUUUCACCAAAAAUGCUAGAAAGUGAAGGUGAUAUUUUUUGUUGUAAUGGACACAAUUAGAAAUGCAUUUCAAUUUUGUUUGAUUCAACGAUGACAAGAGAUUAGCGUUAUCUUUGUUCCGAUUGCUUAGAAUAUUUAGACUAGGAUAAAAAAGUGAUUGGCAUACGUAGGGCUUAAGAAUUAAUUUUCGAAUAAUAAACUGAUAAGAUCAAACAAGUUGAAGAUAUCAUUAAUCCCUAAAUUUAUUCGAUCGAAAAGGCACUUGAAUCAAUAAAUGAAUCAAAAUAAUAAUUUUUUGAUUCAUACUAAUAAUUGAUUUCUGGAUUAAGUGAUUGGAUUGGAAGUCUAAAAUAGCAAAUAGAAAACUCCGCUCACUUUAGCUUCUAUGAGGAGUUAGACAGUUUCAUAAGUUAGCAAAACUGUAUUAAAGGGAAUAUAUAUUAAUUAAAUCAAGAAAAUUAAGUGAUUAAUUAAAAUUAUCAUACCAAAUUGCGCAAUCAUUUAGAAAAAAUUCAUAAAAUUUCAUUAGAUAAUGUUUAUUUAAAACAAUUAGACUUCUUAGCAUGCAAUUCUAGAUAAUCGAAUUAAGAGUAAGAUAUGAUAGAAUAAUAACUUAAGCAGAAAUCUCAAAUAAGGUUUAAAUAAUCUCUAUAAAACAUAAUAAAAGUUGAUUAAGACAUACAAAAUUUUGAAAUAAGUUUUAAUCAACUUUAAGUAUUUUGCGAUAAAAAAUAAGAAUGCGAAUCAAUUGCUUUUAAUUAUUCUCAAUAAAUUAUGAUAUCAGCUGAUUAGAUGAAUAUAUAAGUUUGGAAUUUCGAUUAAGGGAAAAUCGAACUAGAAAAAACAUUAACAGUCCAUAGUGAUGAGAUUUUUUGUUUAAUGUUUAGUAAGAAACAUAAUUCUUUUAUCUCGGCUGGCGCAGAUAAAUCUCUUAUAAUUUGGAAAUAAAACGACAAUAAAGAAUGGAUUAGAUCUGAACCCUAUAUAUAGCACACCGAAUGGGUGAUGUGCCUUCUUUUUAAUUAGAGCGAGGAUUUAGUAUUUUCUGGAAGCAAGGAUACAUCAAUUAUUGUUUGGUCUGUAAAUUUGGAAAAAAAUGAAUUAGCUUAUAAAUAUUCUUUAAAAACACAUAAAGCAACUGUUAUUUCAUUAAGUUUAAGUGAAUCUGAAAAUUUAUUGGUUUCAUGUGGAGUUGAUACAAAUUCAAUAAUAAUUUGGGAAAGUAAUUAUAAAUCGAAAUUUGUCUUUGAGUUUAAAUAUUAUGUUAAAUAGUCAAUCUCAGCAGAAGGAUUAAAUCUUAUGUUUAUUAACGAUACCUAAUUUAUAUGGAUUACAGGGGGAAAAUAAUUUGAUUAGCUCUGGGUAUUUGAGAUGGAUGAAGGAAUUUUUAAAGAAAAAUCUAACAAGAAGAUAAAUUUAAAGAAAAACGAUAAAGUAAAUGAUGAAUGCCAUUUCCCUAUAGUCUAUAAUAAGGAAAGAAAUAUAUUGUUAAUAAAACAUAAGACAUAUAUUUAUAUAAUUAGGCCAAUGAAUACAGGAGAUUUUUCAAUCAUAAAGGAAUUUAAUUGUGAUGCUGGUGGAAUUUAUGGGACGAUGACAAAUACUGGAUCAUAUUUAGUUUAUUGGAAGUCAGAGGAGAAAUCAUACGUUUCACAUGAAUUAUUAAAAAUAUGA